GUAUAUCAUCAUAAAGUCAGUAUAUUUGCUGGAAACUCAGCAUGUCACUAGCGGGUCAAUUUGAAUUAUAUUAUAUGAGGUCCGGCGUUGUCCAGCACUGGGAAAGUCGGCCCCGAGAUGUGGUGAGAUUGAAAUCGGUGAAUGAGAGCAACGAGAGCUGAAGCCCCAAAACGAUCUUGGAUUGCAACUCCAACGCACGUGUGAUCUGCUCAGUGUUAUUGAGCUUAAAUUUGAGCCCAGAAACAUGGUCAUCCUUCGCUUCUAUGACGUUCACGCCCACUCCGCGGCCGAAGAGCAGAUUAUUCUACGUCGUCUGCAGGAUGUGAACUCCGGCGUUAAGUCCGUGGUUUUGGAGCGUUGCUACCAUCUAGAGUACAGCGUUGAGACAAAGCACUCAUUGAGCUUGGGUGACCUACUAAUGUGGCUGGUGAAACAACCCUUGAGCAGUGGCCAGAGCUUGGUCAGGCAAUCCGUUCUUCAGGAGUAUGGCCACAAGCAGUUGCUCUUAGAGAUCGGGCCUCGCUAUAACUUCUCCACACCUUAUUCAACGAACUGUGUUAACAUUUUCCACAAUCUCGGAUAUUCCGAGGUGCGUCGAGUGGAAGUUUCAACCCGUUACCUUCUGACCUUUAGCGAGGACUCGAAAGUGCCAGAUACAGGGAGCUUUCUUCCUUUGCUGGGCGACCGCAUGACCCAGUGCCUCUACACCAAAGAGAACAUCCCCAAGGAAAGCUUUAAUGAGCAGUUACCAGAGCGUCAGUCAAACUGGCAUUUCGUGCCCGUCUUGGAGGAGGGGAGGAGGGCAUUGGAGAGGAUAAAUCAGGAGCUCGGUUUAGCCUUCAAUGACUUCGACCUGCAAUACUACCACGACUUGUUUGCAAAGGUGUUGGGCCGAAAUCCCACCACAGUGGAACUGUUCGACUGCGCCCAGAGCAACAGCGAGCACUCACGCCAUUGGUUUUUCCGCGGGCGCAUGGUGAUCGAUGGGGUUGAGCAGCCAAAGUCUCUGAUACGCAUGAUUAUGGACACACAGGCUCACACGAACCCGAACAAUACCAUUAAGUUUAGCGACAAUAGCAGCGCCAUAGUGGGAUUCAGCCACCAGUCCAUAGUCCUGACUUCCGUGGUAGCUCCCGGACCAGUGCGUUUGGAGAACGUGCAGUCAGAUCUGAUUUUUACGGCCGAAACCCACAACAUGCCCACAGCUGUGGCUCCCUUCAGUGGGGCCACUACGGGCACGGGUGGACGACUGCGCGAUGUCCAAGGUGUGGGAAGAGGGGGCGUUCCGAUCGCAGGUACCGCCGGCUAUUGUGUGGGAGCCCUUCAUAUCCCAGGCUACAAACAACCUUACGAACCCUCGGACUACAAAUAUCCUGCAACGUUCGCAUCUCCACUUCAGGUGCUCAUAGAGGCAAGCAACGGUGCCUCGGAUUACGGAAACAAGUUCGGAGAGCCGGUGAUCUCCGGAUUCGUUCUAUCAUAUGGACUUAAUAAUGCAGCUGAUCCCGGCCAGCGAGAUGAGUACGUGAAACCGAUCAUGUUCAGUGGUGGCCUAGGCACCAUGCCUGCAUCAAUGCGCGAGAAAAUUAUUCCAACUCGUGGUCAGUUAUUGGCCAAGAUCGGAGGACCAGUUUACAGGAUAGGGGUGGGGGGCGGUGCCGCUAGUUCCGUUGAAGUACAGGGAUCAGGAGAUUCUGAGUUGGACUUCAACGCCGUCCAGCGUGGGGACGCCGAGAUGGAGAAUAAGUUAAAUCGCGUGGUGCGCGCCUGCCUAGAACUGGGCGACCAGAAUCCCAUACUAGCAAUCCACGACCAGGGUGCUGGAGGCAAUGGGAACGUUCUCAAAGAACUAGUGGAACCUGGUUUUGCCGGAGCCAUAAUCUUCUCAAAGGAGUUCCAACUAGGCGAUCCCACAAUUACUGCCCUGGAGCUGUGGGGUGCCGAGUAUCAAGAGAACAACGCCAUUCUUUGCAAGGAAGAUCAACGCGACCUGCUGGAAAAGAUCUGCCGGCGUGAACGCUGCCCUAUUAGCUUUGUAGGAGUCGUGACAGGGAAUGGGCGAGUGACCCUUCUGGAGAAGUCUGCCCCUAAGGAUUUUAAUCAGGCUUUGAACGAAUGUAAUCGCAGCACAGCUUCGCCUUUUGAUCUGGAUCUCAAGUAUGUAUUGGGGGACAUGCCGAAGAGAACAUAUGAUUUAAAACGCGAGCAGACGCCCCUAAGGGAACUGUGUCUGCCGAAAGACUUGCAUCUUGAAGAAGCUUUGGAAAGAGUUCUUAGCUUAGUGUCAGUGGGUAGCAAGCGCUUCCUCACUAACAAGGUGGAUCGAUGCGUUGGAGGAUUGAUCGCACAGCAACAGUGCGUGGGUCCUCUACAAGCCCCACUUUCGGACUACGCGUUGACCACCGUUUCCCAUUUUAGCAAGUCCGGCAUAGCUACCUCAAUUGGUACCCAGCCGAUAAAGGGCCUUGUUGAUCCUGCCGCAAUGGCUAGGAUGUGUGUGGGUGAGGCGCUUAGUAACCUCGUCUUUGUAAAGAUAAGUGAACUGGCAGAUAUCAAGUGCUCGGGAAACUGGAUGUGGGCAGCAAAGCUGCCCGGAGAGGGUGCCAAGAUGUUCGAUGCCUGUAAGGAGCUGUGCCAGAUUCUCGAAGAACUCCAUAUUGCCAUUGACGGAGGAAAAGAUUCAUUGUCCAUGGCUGCCAAGGUGGACGGCGAGCCAAUUAAGUCUCCGGGUACUCUUGUCAUCUCCACUUACGCCCCCUGCCCAGAUGUGCGCGUUAAGGUUACGCCGGACUUAAAGGGACCGGGAUCGGGCUUAAAAACUGCUUUGCUCUGGAUAAAUCUAGAAAACCGUCUUCGCCUAGGUGGCUCAGCUCUGGCUCAGGCCUACGCUCAGCAGGGCAAUGAGACGCCAAACUUGAUAAGAACGGAUCUGCUGAGCAAGGCAUUUGAAAUCACCCAAUCGUUGUUGGAAGAAGGCCGCCUUAAGGCAGGACAUGAUGUCAGUGACGGAGGGUUGAUAGUUUGCCUAUUGGAGAUGGCAAUAGGAGGACUAAGCGGACUCAGAGUCGACCUUUCGGAGCCCUUGGCAAAGUUGAAAAACUACGAUGUGGCUGCCGAAAAACUUAAACGCCCUGAGCUGGCUCUUCUUUUCGCGGAGGAGUGUGGAUGGGUAGUGGAAAUAUUGGAGACAGACUUGGAGCGCAUUCGAUCGAUUUACGAAGACGCCGGAAUACCGAACUACUAUUUGGGUGAGAGCGACGGGUUCGGACUCGAUUCCAGAGUGGUAAUCAAACAGGGUGAUUUAGAACUGCUGGAUCAGCCACUCCGUUUGCUUUACCAAAAAUGGGAGCGCACUAGUUAUGAGUUGGAAAAGUUACAGACCAAUCCAAAGUGCGCCGAGGCCGAGUACAAAAGCCUUGAAUAUCGCCGAGCCCCGCAGUAUAAAGGUCCCUCGAAUCUGCAAGCCGAGCUAGCUCUCAAAAGAUCCUGUGCCCCCAUACGUGUUGCCGUGCUCCGCGAGGAGGGCGUUAAUAGUGAGCGUGAGAUGAUGGCCUGCUUGCUGAAGGCGAACUUUGAAGUUCAUGAUGUGACUAUGUCAGAUCUUCUGCAAGGUACGAGCGUGUCUCAAUACCGCGGACUGAUCUUCCCGGGUGGGUUCAGCUAUGCGGAUACUUUAGGAUCGGCCAAGGGUUGGGCAGGUAAUAUUCUCCACAACCCGCGCUUGAUGCCACAGUUCGAGGCCUUCAAGCGCCGUCAAGACGUUUUCUCCUUGGGAAUUUGCAAUGGCUGUCAACUGAUGACUCUUAUUGGAUUUGUGGGAAGCCUAAGCAGCGAGGUAGGAGUAGAUCCUGAUGUGGCCCUUCUUCAUAAUAGAUCGCAGCGCUUCGAGUGCCGCUGGGCCACAGUAAGGAUUCCUUCUAAUCGCUCUAUAAUGCUCGAAAGUAUGAAAGAUCUGACACUAGGGUGCUGGGUGGCUCACGGUGAAGGUCGCUUUGCAUUCCGGGAAGAGAAGAUCAUUAGUCAAUUGCUGUCAGAGGAGCUUGUGACACUGCAAUAUGUUGAUGAUGCAGGCGAGCCUACGGAACUCUACCCUCUUAAUCCGAACGGUAGCCCUUUGGGGAUUGCUGGUAUUUGCUCGACAGAUGGGCGGCACUUGGCCUUAAUGCCACACCCUGAGCGUUGCUCCUCUAUGUACCAGUGGCCCUAUGUACCACCUUCUUUCCCAGUGCUCCCAACACAGGAUGAGAGUCCUUGGCAGAUUAUGUUUAACAAUGCUUACAAUUGGUGUGUCAAGACAGAUUAAAAAAAUCCUAAGGCUAUAAUAAGCAUUUAAAUACAUUAUAUGUAUUUAGGCCCUUAUUAAUCAUAAUACAAUAAAUAUUUGUUUCUAAUUUUA
Messenger RNA from Drosophila eugracilis, 4396 nucleotides. It is a transcript of the gene Pfas, whose product is annotated as phosphoribosylformylglycinamidine synthase. The record is from RefSeq and is a predicted model, not a curated record. NCBI's taxonomy places the organism in Eukaryota, Metazoa, Arthropoda, Insecta, Diptera, Drosophilidae. The transcript has 4 exons. Gene Ontology annotation, molecular function: phosphoribosylformylglycinamidine synthase activity. Gene Ontology annotation, biological process: 'de novo' IMP biosynthetic process. Bases 245 to 4303 code for a protein of 1352 amino acids.